This is a messenger RNA of Lytechinus pictus (painted urchin), 898 nucleotides long. RefSeq names its product transmembrane prolyl 4-hydroxylase-like. The transcript is spliced from 4 exons. The record is from RefSeq and is a predicted model, not a curated record. The annotation marks the transcript as partial. NCBI's taxonomy places the organism in Eukaryota, Metazoa, Echinodermata, Echinoidea, Temnopleuroida, Toxopneustidae.
GCUCUCACAACAGCUUCAUUUACAACAAGAAAAACAGUCCAGAGAUUACGCAUCAAGCUCCAAGCGGAACUUGCAAAGGCCUUACAUUAAACCAGACGACAAAAAGAAGAACACGAGCUGGAAUCUACAAAAAAAAAACAAUGAUGGGAGUCCGUAAAAGACCUCUUAUUGCUCUGUUGGCAGUUUUGUCCCUGUCAAGCUAUCCACUGGUGCUAUCACAAAAUAUGGAGACCAGGGAAAGUACCGCAGACGUUGGGGCUGUAGUAGAGGGCACAGGUUCAAAUAGAUUUAGACUAUUCCAAUACGAUCCUGUUAAAGUAGGACAUAUCAGAUAUAUAGAGGUUUCUCCAGGACGAUUUCUCCAGCUGAAAACCAUCGCCGUCAAACCACCAGCAUUUGAAAUUCCGAACUUCCUGUCCCCGGAGGAAUGUGAACGAAUAAAAGAGUUGGCACUGAUUGCCGGUCUAGCCACCAGUACUACCGUCUACAAAGGUCUUAACAAGGUUGGCAUUGACAAAAAUAAGGUCAGUUACAACGCCGCAGUAUGGAAACAGAAGCUGGCCAAGUGCGACAGCAACUCUGACAAGACACUAGACUCCGUUGAAGUACUGCGCUGUCUUCCAGGCUUGGAUAAAGGGGAGGUUGUUCCCCCGAGUAUGCUGCAGAAUAUGUACCUGAAGGUAAAGUUAGACCUGGAUAGUGAUGGGCUCAUCGACGCGAAGGAGCUCUGGCUGAUGAACCUUGAGAACAAGACGGUCGAGAUCAAGGACUGGCUUACCCUCUGGAGGAAAGGGGAGGUAACUAAGGUAGAAGGAAGGGGACGGACUCGUAUUAGCCAGAAUACUUGGCUUGACUGGGCCACCACUACUGACCCUCUCGUAACACAUCUCAUAGACAG